AUGCUCCAGCAGACUCCUUCAACAACGAAUACGACUGCUGCUACCGCCAGCAAUCCCGCCUCAACAGCUUCUUCCAUUGAUCUUUCAGCGGAUAAUAUUGUUGUAUUUGCAACUUCUUCUAUCAGAAUAUCUCGACCGAAAGCAAUCAAACGUAAAUCAUCGAAAAGACGUACUUCUUCAUCGAGUACCACAGUAUCUUCGUCUUCAUCCAUAACCACGCCAACAAACAGUUCUCAUACGCCACCUACUUUUAAUUUUCUCGUCACAAGUCCUUAUUAUCCACCUCCUAAGCCUGUAAAGAUAACAGCCAUUCCAUCUAUUUUGAUUGACUUUACAGCCAUGACGUUAUGCGAUUUGAUGAAAACCAGGAAAUCCAACCGAUCUCUACCAGAGUUUGUCUAUUUCGUACAGAAAGUGACACACCAGGCCAAAAUCAAUGUUCGUACAUUACUGGUGGCAUUGAUUUACUUACAAAGAGCCAAAUCAAAAUUACCUAAAAGAGCCAUAGGAAGUGAUGCAGCAGUCUUGAUUGCGUCUAAAUACUUGGAUGAUUCGACUUGGACCACACACACUCUCACCAAUUAUCAGAUCUACACUAUUUGCAACGGCCUUUUCUCUUUUGAUGAAAUACAACACAUUGAAAGAGGCUUCCUAAAACUACUUCAAUAUGAAUGCUUUAUCGAUGAUGGCCAACUGAACAGCUUUGUCGAAGAGCAUCGAGUUGAACUAGGGCUCUUUUAA
Mycotypha africana is the source of this 741-nucleotide messenger RNA. RefSeq lists its product as uncharacterized. The record is from RefSeq and is a predicted model, not a curated record. The transcript is spliced from 2 exons. NCBI's taxonomy places the organism in Eukaryota, Fungi, Mucoromycota, Mucoromycetes, Mucorales, Mycotyphaceae. Bases 1 to 741 code for a protein of 246 amino acids.